AUGGAUUUCGUUUAAAGUGAAGAGAGAUAUUAGAAAUUAGAGAAAAUAGGAGAAGGAACCUACGGAUUAGUUUAUAAGGCCAAAGAUAAUCAGACAGGGGAGAUAGUGGCAUUGAAGAAAAUUAGAAUGGAUCAUGAAGAUGAAGGAGUUCCGUCAACUGCCAUUAGAGAGAUUUCUUUAUUGAAGGAAGUCUAACAUCCAAAUAUUGUUCCUCUGAAAGAUGUAGUUUAUGAUGAGUCAAGGUUGUACUUAAUCUUUGACUUUGUUGAUUUAGACUUAAAAAAGUACAUGGAAAGCGUGCCUUAGUUAGAUAGAGUUCAAGUGAAGAAAUUUAUUCACUAAAUGUUAUAAGCCCUAAAUUAUUGCCAUUAAAAUAGAGUUAUUCAUAGAGACUUAAAGCCUUAAAAUAUCUUGGUGGACAUAAAGUAGUAAAACACUCAGAUAGCAGAUUUUGGAUUGGCAAGAGCAUUUGGUCUUCCGCUUAAAACCUACACCCAUGAAGUUAUUACAUUAUGGUACAGAGCCCCAGAAAUUCUUUUGGGAUAGAGAUAGUACUCAACUCCAGUGGAUAUAUGGUCUUUGGGUUGUAUAUUUGCUGAGAUGGCUUAGAAACGACCACUAUUUUGUGGAGACUCCGAGAUUGAUUAGUUAUUCAAGAUAUUUAAGAUCAUGGGAACUCCAAAGGAGUCCACUUGGCCAGGAGUCAGCACUCUACCUGACUUCAAGAGUACUUUUCCAAGAUGGCCAACUCCUACCAAUCCAGCUGCUACUUUGGGGAGGGACAUUACAAAUUUAUGUCCAUUAGGAUUAGAUCUACUUGCCAAGAUGAUUGUUUAUGAUCCUUAUGCAAGAAUCACAGCAGAAGAGGCUUUGAAGCAUGCCUAUUUUGAUGAUUUAAAUAACUGA
Messenger RNA from Paramecium tetraurelia, 906 nucleotides. RefSeq lists its product as uncharacterized. Gene Ontology annotation, biological process: regulation of gene expression; regulation of G2/M transition of mitotic cell cycle; G1/S transition of mitotic cell cycle. The record is from RefSeq and is a predicted model, not a curated record. Gene Ontology annotation, molecular function: ATP binding; cyclin-dependent protein serine/threonine kinase activity; cyclin binding. NCBI's taxonomy places the organism in Eukaryota, Ciliophora, Oligohymenophorea, Peniculida, Parameciidae. The transcript has 2 exons. Gene Ontology annotation, cellular component: cytoplasm; nucleus; cyclin-dependent protein kinase holoenzyme complex.